Messenger RNA from Candida albicans SC5314, 2766 nucleotides. RefSeq lists its product as uncharacterized. Lineage: Eukaryota; Fungi; Ascomycota; Pichiomycetes; Serinales; Debaryomycetaceae. The transcript has a single exon. The coding region runs from base 1 to 2766 and encodes 921 amino acids. Gene Ontology annotation, molecular function: phosphatidylinositol binding. The record is from RefSeq and is a predicted model, not a curated record.
AUGGAAAUUAACACACAAUCAAAUGAUGACAUUGACACAUUAUUAAAACAAUUGACUCCAACUCAAGAACAUUUUCUUAAGAAAUAUUUAUUGGAAGAACAAUUAUCAAAAGAAUUACACAAUUUUAAUGAACCAAAUUGUUGUCAAUUACUUGGAUAUCCAUUUAAAUCUUCUUCCAACAAGAACAACCAAAACGAUGAACUAAGCUCUAAAUUACCAUUAUUAUCAUUUUUUUUCAAACAAUUUUUAACUACAUUCCCAUUUAUUACCAAUAAUUCCCCUAAAAAUCAACAAGAUUUUUGGCAAAAUACUUUACAACCAUUUAUUGAAAGUUUUAAUACUAAACCAAUAAGUCAUCUGGAAGAACGUGAAGAAAAAAUCACCAAAAGACGUCAAGUUAAUAAAAAACUUUUAUCAGGAUUAUUAUUGUUUUAUAAUGCCGUGAUUAUAACGGAUCAAGAAAUUAAUUAUUUGACGGAAACUCAUUAUAAACCAUCAGAUACUGGUAAACUAGAUAAAUUUCAUAAUAAAAAGGAGAUAAUAACAUCAAAUAAUAGUAAGAGUGGUAGUAAUGGUUUGAAUAUAGUUGCUGUGAGAGUGAUUUAUGAAAAUCCAACGAACAUUUCAUCUUGGAUCCCAUUUUAUAAUCGUAUUAAAGUUUAUCAUUUAUUUAUAAUUGAAUUACAAAAUGACAACCAGGAUACUUAUUAUAUUGCUAAAUCAUAUCAAAAUUUUAAAACUUUACAUAAUAAAUUGAAGAAAAAAUUUCCUGGUCUCUUUACAGAAAUACAUUUACCUUCACAUAAAGAUAAACAUGAUAAUGGUUGGGAAAUCAAUAAUGAUAAAGAAUCUUUGGCCUAUGAAGAGGAAGAAGACACCACUAGUUGUUCAAAUGAAAAAAUAUUGAUUCGAGAGAAAAUGAGAUUAUCAUUACGAGGAUAUUUGAAAUCGUUAAUGAAAAUCCCUGAAGUUGCCCAUUGUACGAUCUUGUCGGAAUUUUUAACAACAAAUAAAACCACUCUCACUAGAGAUGAUAUUAUAGAUUAUAAUCAAAGACAAGAACAUGAAGAACUUAUGAAACAAACUCAAAUAGAAUUUCAACAACAAACUACUAAAAUCAUGUUACUGUUAACUAAAGAUUUUGAAUCUUUUAAAAGUCAAUUGAUUAUGAAUCCAGGAACCAUUACCCAAAUAUUUUAUGAAUUAGGUUCGACCCCUGAUAUUAAACAAAUGUCACCAUUAUUAAAAACAUUUAAUGAAUGGUGUAAAGUUGAAAUUGCUGCGACAAUAUAUCAAACAUUUAUAAGUCAAGAUAAUUCAAGUGAAUGGUUUAAUAAAGUGAAAAAAUUCCAUCGUAUUUUCCCUCAUAAUAUAGUUUAUGGGAUUUUGAAAUAUACUAACCCCAUGAAAAUCAUUUCUCGAAUUGUUGAUUUAUUAUUAGUUAACAUCCCUUCAUUUUCUUGGAAUCUGCUGGAAUUAAAUGAUCAUUCUAAAAAAAAUGGUGCUCGUAAUUUGUUAUCAAUGAUUUUCAUUAUGCUUUUAAAUGAAGAUUUAAAUGGGUUUGAUAAAGAAUUGUCGAUAUUAGAAUCCAAUUUGAUUGGUUAUGAAGUUUAUUUACAAAGAAUUAAAAAUUAUGUUCAAUUAGAUUAUAAACAAAUUAAUUCGAUUAGAGAUGAACAAACAUUAAAUAAUCAGGAUUUAUUAUUGACUAUAUUACUGACACCAAAAUUGACACCACAAGUAGAUGAUGAUGACAACAACAACAAAUUUAAUGAAAUUGAAUCAUCUUAUCAUCAUUAUCGAAACAUAACUAAUGCAGAAAAACUUGAAGAAUCAGAGUUGUAUUUGAAUUUAAAACAAUAUUGGCAAAUUCAAAUCCGGAAACGUGAUAAAGAUUUAUUUAAACAAUUAUGGCAAGAACCAGAAUUAUCGGAAUUAAUUAAAAAAUUCUUAAUUAUAUUUUAUCAACCAUUAAUGACAAUUUUCACUAAAAGUGAUGUUCAUUUAGCUUUUAGAGGUUUACAAAAAUUUAUUGAUGAUUUAAUUGAAACCGUAACGAAAAUUAAUAAUGAAGAAAUUUAUUAUUUAAAUUCAUUUGAAAUUUUUAAUAAAUUGAAAAAUUUAUUAGAUCGUCAUGAAAAUGUUAUUUGGGAAUUUAUUCAUAAAAUAUAUAUUAAAGAUGAUCAACAUUUAUUUUUGAAUUUAAUAAAAUGGAUUGAAAAAUAUUUAACCAUGAUGAGAAUUAAAUUUAUUAAUCCAGAAAUUGUCAAAAUAAAUAUCCAUACCCCCAAUUCUGGUGGUGGUGGUGGUGGCGAUGGUGAUAAUAAUUUAGAUAAACAAUUAUUUAUGAAUCAAUUGAAUAGUCGAGUGCAAAAAAUUGUUACAAAACGUAAAUUGUUUAAAGAAUAUCUUGAAGCAAAAGCAAAUUUACAACAACAAGACCCAAACAACAAUGAUAUUGAUGGUAAUUGGGAAGAUAUAAAUAAUAAAAUAUUUGGUAAUACCACGAGUGAUGAGUUUGGGGUUAAAACCGAUGAUUUAGAAGAAUUUAAUUAUCUUAAUGCUGAAAAUGAUUUAUUAAAUGAUUUAUCUAAACAAACUGAUUUAGAACGUGAUUUAUUAAAUAAAUUACAUCAAUUAGAUCAAACUACUCCAGGGACAAGUGAAUUAGAUAAAUUAGAUAUAACUCAAGAAUUAUAUCAAGUUUUAAAUAGAAUAAGUACCUUCGAAACAAGUGAUGGCAUGACCACCAACAUGAAUAGAUAA